Messenger RNA from Sphaeramia orbicularis (orbiculate cardinalfish), 1937 nucleotides. RefSeq names its product voltage-dependent anion channel 3 (gene vdac3). Gene Ontology annotation, biological process: monoatomic anion transmembrane transport. The transcript has 11 exons. Bases 87 to 1061 code for a protein of 324 amino acids. Lineage: Eukaryota; Metazoa; Chordata; Actinopteri; Kurtiformes; Apogonidae. The record is from RefSeq and is a predicted model, not a curated record. Gene Ontology annotation, cellular component: mitochondrial outer membrane. Gene Ontology annotation, molecular function: voltage-gated monoatomic anion channel activity.
UGUGCCUCUGCUUUCUCCUUCACUGUGCCCCGCUGCACGGAACAUCGUAACCAAACUCUGCACACUCCGUCCAGAAAUAAAGAGUCAUGGCAGAGCAAGGAGUGGGCAGUGUGGUGCAGCAGGACAAGACAGGAAAAGGCAAGCAGUCAGAGAACAAAGGCCCCUGUACGACAUGUCAGCACCACGCACCCAAGGGACAUGGCACUAUGGCUGUCCCUCCUGCAUACUCAGACCUGGGGAAGUCCGCCAAAGACAUCUUUAACAAGGGCUUUGGAUAUGGAGUUCUGAAACUGGACGUAAAGACCAAGUCCCAGAGUGGUGUUAUGGAGUUUGCCACCUCUGGCUCCAACAACACAGACACUGGGAAGUCUGGAGGCCACCUGGAGACCAAGUACAAAAUGAGCGACCUAGGCCUGAGCUUCAACCAGAAAUGGAACACAGAUAACACUCUGACCACAGAGAUCACCAUGGAGGACCAGCUGGCUAAGGGCUUGAAGCUCGGUCUGGACACAUCAUUUGUACCAAACACUGGCAAGAAGAGUGCCAAGCUGAAGACCAGCUACAAGCGUGACUUUGUCAAUGUUGGCUGUGACCUGGACUUCGACAUGGCUGGUCCCACGGUCCAUACGGCUGCUGUGUUAGGCUAUGAGGGCUGGCUGGCCGGAUACCAGAUGGCGUUUGAUACCGCCAAGUCCAAACUGACCCAGAACAACUUUGCCCUGGGAUACAAGGCUGGUGACUUCCAGCUACACACCAACGUUAAUGAUGGUGCAGAAUUUGGUGGUUCCAUUUACCAGAAGGUGAACAGUGACCUGGAGACUGCGGUCCACCUGUCUUGGACAGCUGGAAGCAACAACACAAGCUUUGGAAUUGGAGCUAAAUAUCAGCUGGAUAAGGAUGCCUCCCUGUCUACCAAAGUGAACAACACCUGCUUGGUUGGUGUUGGAUACACACAGACUCUCAGGCCAGGAGUGAAGCUCACCCUCUCUGCUCUCAUCGACGGGAAGAAUGUGAACGGCGGUGGUCACAAAGUGGGUCUGGGAUUUGAGCUGGAGGCAUAAGAUAUUGAAUGGGAGAACAGACAGGAAGAGAGAGAGGAAAAAAGAGAGGAAAGCAACACAGGAAGAGAAGAAAAGAAAGAACCCAAAUCUGACGACACCUCAGAGAUCCACUCAGCGACACAUCUUCCCUUUGGCCUUAACCCAGCAGCCUCCACGACCUCCAGGACUGAAACUUUGACAGAAAUCAAGCAUUGUAUGUUGGUUCAUGUUUAGAUUGACAGUUUUCACAGCAAUACUGCGUUUCAAAAUUCAGUGAAAGAACCGAGACACUCCAAACUCACCGUCUCCAAAUACUGUCCAUCAGCUCGACCAGAUAAAGUGCACUUUUGAACAGAGCAUUUGUGUCUCUUUGUGUUCUUUCUGAAGACAGAUUUGUAUUUUGUCUGAACAGUCAGCUCAUUUACGUUUCACUAUGGGAUGCAGACAUCGAUAUGACUAUUAGAAGAUGCUCGUUUUGGUAGACUGUGGUUUUGAUGCGUGCGUUCAAGGCUUGAGGGAAGGGUUCAGUUUUUGGACUUUUCAUUGUUAAGUACAGAAACUGUCAACUGAUGCAAUAAUGGCUUGGAUUAAAAACAUGUAAGCAGAGCAGACAAACAGUGGAAGUGACUCCACCACUCCAGUCAGUCACACAGGGAUUGACUGGACGCUCAGUUGCCUAAACAUCUGUUUUUCAGGCCCUGUUUGCUCGGGGCUGUUGGCAGUUUGGACCUGUGUCACCUCUUUGUCUUGUCUCGUUUUUGUGUCCUGUACCUGUUUAAAAAGCCUUUAUCACUACAUUUCACUUUACUUGCUGUGCUUUGUAUAGUAAAGUUAGUCAACAGUUACAACCUCAGAGUGAUUUUAUUGAAUUAAUGGAAUAAAGAAUGUCAAACACUA